This is a messenger RNA of Paramuricea clavata, 2032 nucleotides long. The record is from the annotation of a GenBank genome assembly. NCBI's taxonomy places the organism in Eukaryota, Metazoa, Cnidaria, Anthozoa, Malacalcyonacea, Plexauridae.
CACACCUGCGAAUGAUAUCGAAAAAAAUGGAACCCCACAAGAUGCUGAAAAAGUUUCUGGGUAAUAAUUUAUCAAUUUGUUUGUUUGUCUUGCAUAUAUACAAACUGACACAACCAUAUAUGUCAUUAUGCCAUUAUGUGUGCAACAACAAAGUAUACUAGACUAUUUCUGAUGACAAAUAUAAGGAAGUAUGAUAUAUCCCAUAACGUUUGUGUGUAAAAACGUUCCUCAAUCUUCUUGUCAAGGGAAACGUGCCUCAGGAUCGAGAUCCCACUUUUUUUUCCAACGAAACUCAAUUAGGCCAAAAAAUAUGUGGGUUUCCAGUGUCCCGACCCUACCUUAGCUUGUGGAUGCCGAAAUCCCGACCCUAGACGUUUUAUUGGUUCAUGCUUGUAAGUGUUUCCACUUAGAGGAAAACGUUUGUGCAAAAUGGGAAUUUUGAGGCAAUAUAAGGGAAAUUUAUCUUUGGACGUGGAAGCACUGACUAAACAAACAUGGCGUCCGGUUGUCAUAUAUGCAUGAAGUCUUAAUAGGAAAAUUAAAAAAAUUUAAAACCGACCUACCCUACCUAAGUUUUUACAAGAAGAAACGGGAAACCCACAUAUUUUUUCCUAUUAAAUGUCUUCAUAUAUUCCAAAUUUGCCUUUGGCGCUCCCGAAGGUUCGACUGUAACUAUAAACAAUAAAGAAACACUUUUUUCCAGCAAAUCGAAAUUAUUAAAUGUAUUUGUUCAUAUUCCAAAUGUGUCUUUAGCGCUCCCGAAGAUUCGACUGUAACUACAAACAAUAAAGAAGCAGAAGGUAUCGCCGAACCAACAGGUUGGUAUACAACAUGAUGUACAAGAAAAAUGGGCCCCAUCUUUUGUGGUUAAGAAUUUUCAGAAAACUUGUUCGUAUAAAAUGAUUCUUAAAUGCACAGUUCGGCCUUUUCAUUAUGGUUUUUAAUGUGAUGUGAGCAUGCGCACAACAUUAACUUGUCCAAAUUCAUUAACUUGUCCAAUUAUUUCAUAUAGGCAGCCCAAUGGCUAGGCGUGUUAAAUAUGGCGAAUAUAUAAAAAACAAAUAGGUUGCCCGAUAUACGGACGACGUCACUCGCUGCAAACUAAUAAGCCUAAGGUUCCUUCCUAAGGUUCGACAAAAAAUCAAAUUAAACAUCGCUAUACCUUAAAACUAUCGAAAAAAACUCGAAAUAUUUAAGAAAUAUACGCUAAAAUAAUAACAAAACUUGAAUCUAUGACCGUUUUACCAGAUUCUUACAAUUGUUUUGCGAUAUCGUGCAUCGAAAUCAUAAAACCAUGCAUGUGUGUUAGGUCAACAUACUACAAACACAUGUGUCGACAAAUUUGAAUAAAUUAUCUCUAAGAGUUGUAAAAGUUUUUUCAGAAAGUAAUUGUGAAAUUUGACGUCAUUGUGAGUAUAAUUUGUGUAUCAAACAUUGUUAAAUAUCUCAAGAAAAAAACAAAGUAAGAUAGCUUUGGAAAAGUAUCUUAUCAGUCAUUUUGAAUUUUCAUCACAAUGCAAUCAUUGAAUAAUGGCGUGUUCUUUCGUUGCAUAAGCCAUAAGAACUUCAAAAAUUAUACCUUUUCUCUCGAAGCUGUGUAUAUUUACUGUCAUGAAAUAACGAGAAAUGUGUAUAUUAACUGUCAUGAAAUAACGAGGUUGGUCUUUACAUUGGACUCGUGUCUUGUUGACCAUAUACCUUCAAUCUUUGUUAUACUUUUCUAUAAUUGUAAAGUUAAUAAAAUAAAAAAUAGAAUAGGUCAUAAUUUUACAAACGUUUUACCAACUACACUCCCAAAAUGGGUCAACGACAAUAAGAAAUGUACAAAUUCACAUUUGAAACCAUCAUUCAAAGGUUAAACUAUGCCUUUAUCCUGCAUGCACCAGCCCCAAAUCACCAUCUAUAAUCAUUCCUCACAUUAAUAGUUCCCGCAACAGAGGCCGCUGUCGACAAACCUCCUUCAGAACCAGCUAGUAUCCAGCCUCCUACGUCCGAUCUCGCUGCCCCUGUAGAACAAUCAAUGGAAUUCUAG